UGCACCCCAGACGAAACCCCAAAUCCCUCAUUUCUUCCCUCCCCACCCAGGAACCCUAGCUUUAUCUCAUGGACGGGGACUCAAUGCCGGUCGCCCUGCCGCCACCGCCGGAGGAGAAGGAGCAGCAGCAGCAGCAGCAGCCGGCGGCCGAUGCGAUCCAGCUCCAGCCUCUCGAAUCGGAUCUGGGUCAGGCGGUCAAGGAAAACAGGGAGAAGACUUCACAAGGUCAAAUUUCAUCUCAGGAUACGAACUUUCUGAACCAUGCUCAAAGAGGUAGUUUUGCAGACGAAGAUAUAAAAAUUCUUCUUAAAUGUGCAAGGCAGUUGAAUCCCAUGCUUGAUUAUGUUGAUACUUCGUGCUGUUCUCGUAAUCUUAUCUGUGGAGAGAGCUAUUACCGUGUGGGUGCCGCGUUAAGUAAUCCUGAGGGGUGGACAUGUUUCGUUAAUUGCAUUCUCCAGUGUGUGGUUCACACUGUUCCUCUGGUGUUGAAGCUUCAGAAAGAUGAUCACACAGAUGCAUGUCCCGGUGCCUCUGGCAAAUUCUGCUGUUACUGCUCCCUAAAAUUCCAUGCUGAUGAAGUUAUCAGUCUCUCUGGGGCUGUUCUUUACCCAAAGAAGUUUGUCGAACACCUGAAAUUAUUUUCAGAAAAUUUCCGGUGGGGAAGGCACCAAGACGCCCAUGAAUUCCUCCGCUGCUUGCUUGAUAAAUUAGAUGAGGCCUCUGUCCCUCCCAGGUCCCCAUCAUCUGAGAGACCCUCUUCAAUUGUCACACAGGUUUUUGGAGGACAGCUAAAAAGCCAGUUGCAUUGCCCAGAGUGCAACUAUUGCUCAGACAGAUUGGAGCCUUUCCUUGACCUUAACUUGGAGGUCAUCCCGAUGGCCACUGUCAUGGAUGCACUAAAAUCUUUUACCAAGAUUGAGGUGUUUGAGAAUUACGGUUGUGAUGGGUGCAGAUCUCGUGUGAACAUGGAAAAACAAUUAAAGGUGGAGCAGGCUCCAGAAGUUCUUGUAAUCCAGCUCAAGCGGUUUCAAAAUUUUGGAAGUCAUAUAACUAAGAUUGAAGACUGCAUGAUGUAUCAGGAAGAGCUGGACUUAAACCCAUUCAUGAGCUCCGCGGAUAAUAAACCUCAGAAAUAUGAUUUGUAUGGAGUUGUAGAACACGAGGGUGCUCCAUCAAAUGGUCACUAUGUUUGUUAUAUCCGUUCGUCACGAACUAAUUGGUUUCACUUCAAUGAUUCUAAGGUUAUGAAAAUCAAUGAUGUCAUGGCUUUGGAGAGUGAAGCAUACCUUCUAUUCUAUGCAAAGCAAGGUUCAUCCCCGUGGUUCUCUACCUUACUUAAGAGAAAAAACAACGUUUCCGGUGACACUGAGGAGGGUGGUUACAGUAGCAAUAGCAGUGAAGAUGACUAUUAUCCUGAAGGCCUGUCUUGGCAUAAUGAUGGCGACAAAACCAGAUCGGCGACGAAAGAAGAAACAGAUCUGCAGCUUAGACAAAUAAUAUCUAUGCAAAAAGAGAAGUGCGGCGAGAGAGAGAUUGAAGAAAAAGCGAAGGCAGAAGGAGACAGCAGCAUCCAAACUACUUGUCCUGAAAGCUUGUCUUGGCGUAAGGAAGCUGAUGUCAAGGGCUCUGAUGAUUCUCCAGCUGGACCAUUGCUCGGACCAGCAGGCUCUCACUCUGACAACAUUGCUAAGGGCAAGCGCACUUAUAAGGCUAUUGUUCAAGAGGAAACGACGCCAGACGAGCUUUUGCAGCAUUUGAAAGAGAUGGUGCCUAGCAUAUUUGCCAAAGCUUUGGAAGGCAUGCAUACGUCUCUUGCACUUUCAGAGGCUUUGAAGAGAGAGCAUGUUGUGGAAAUGCAUAAUGAUGAUGACGACAAAACCCGAUCAGUGAGGAAGCGCAAGUGGGAGUGGGACAAUAACCUCAAAGUGGUGGAAGAAGAAGAAGAAGAAGAAGAAGAAGAUGAUGAUGUUGAAGAAGAACCGUACUACUAUGUCUACUCGGACUAAUUAUCUUGGGUGAAAACCUAGAUUCUGGCCAUGUGCUUGGAUCCGGUGACGGCGGCGCUUGAGUGUCGCUCCUUUUCUAAAGGCGCUUCUGUUGAACAAUCUCGUCGUUCAUGUGGUGUCAUGACAUGGUUGGUGCGGAUAUGGUCAUUGUUGUAAUUUGCCAAUCGCAUAUCACCUUUUCCUCGCCUA
Triticum urartu is the source of this 2195-nucleotide messenger RNA. RefSeq lists its product as uncharacterized. The record is from RefSeq and is a predicted model, not a curated record. NCBI's taxonomy places the organism in Eukaryota, Viridiplantae, Streptophyta, Magnoliopsida, Poales, Poaceae. Gene Ontology annotation, biological process: protein deubiquitination. Gene Ontology annotation, cellular component: cytosol; nucleus. Gene Ontology annotation, molecular function: cysteine-type deubiquitinase activity.